Myxocyprinus asiaticus (Chinese sucker) is the source of this 1212-nucleotide messenger RNA. Its product is annotated as nuclear receptor subfamily 0 group B member 2-like. Lineage: Eukaryota; Metazoa; Chordata; Actinopteri; Cypriniformes; Catostomidae. Gene Ontology annotation, biological process: negative regulation of transcription by RNA polymerase II; circadian rhythm. Gene Ontology annotation, molecular function: transcription corepressor activity; transcription factor binding. The record is from RefSeq and is a predicted model, not a curated record. Gene Ontology annotation, cellular component: nucleus; cytoplasm. The coding region runs from base 52 to 819 and encodes 255 amino acids. The transcript is spliced from 2 exons.
UUGAGUUUAGUUUGAGUUCUAGAAGAUACCAAGUGUUUCACACAUUGAAACAUGGAUUAUGAAUGUGAUUGUUCAGACCACAGUUCCGGACAGUCAAACGCCAUCCUCUUCAACAUUCUCAGCCGAGGCGAGCCCACUCAAAACGAGCCGAACUACAACCGGGUUCCUCACACGUGCAACUGCGAGAAACGUAGGAAAGUUUGUCUGAAGACCCCCAACGAGACGUGUCAGGAGGCUUCAGGUGUUCUCAUCAAAACGAUGCACUUCAUGAGGAGUUUGCCAGCGUUCCAACAACUCCCCCCCAAAGACCAGCUGUCCCUGCUGCAGAACUGCUGGGCUCCACUUUUCAUUCUGGGUCUGGCCCAGGACAGAAUCUGCUUUGAUAUCGACGACACUCCAGCGCCCAGCAUGCUGGAAAGAAUUCUUCUCAAUGACCAAGACACGUCGAACUCAGAGCGAGAGCAACCCACGCUUGCUGGAGUCCAAACCCUGAAAUCGUGCCUCAAGAAGUUCUGGAGUCUGGAUUUAAGCCCAAAGGAGUACGCUUAUCUGAAAGGCACCAUCAUAUUCAAUCCUGAUGUGCCAGGCCUGAAGGCAGCUGUGUUCGUUGAAGGUCUGCAAUAUGAAGCUCAACAUGCCCUGAAGGAGGUUCUGGUUCCUCUUCCUUCAGAGGACAGAGGGCGAUUUGCUCACAUCCUCCUCACUGCAUCCACUUUAAAGUCCAUCACUCCUAGCCUCAUCACAGAACUGUUCUUUCGGCCGGUCAUUGGUCAAGUGGAUUUUCUGGACUUGUUGGCUGACAUGCUUUUCAGCAGGUAGUGACCCUGGAACUCAUGGACCACUUGACUUUGGACUUUUGAUUAAAUAUUCUUUUCUCCAGUGUUUGUGGAAAAACUGAUGUAAGAUCAGUGCCUAAAAUAUUCGAAGAGUCACAGACUUAAACACAUUCUGAUUGUUUACACCUUGAAAUUACUGCACCUUUGUAACAUGCUAUUUAGGUCACAGGAAAUUGAUUUAUUUCGUAUUAUUUUUGCCUUUUGUCAGAAACAUGGUUGCUUUUUGUACGAUAAUUGAUUUGUAUAAAUGUUUUUCUUGUUGUAAGAAAAAGAACUCUCUUGAAAAUAUCUCCACACCUAAAGGGGGUUCAUGUAUCGUCUCUGUGAGAAACCUGUUUGAGUAAUCCGCGUUUGAGGACAAGAUUUGUAUGUUAUG